AGUAAUGGGCGAUAACAAUAUUAAAAACUAAAUGUAUAUUUAUUAGUCGUCUGUUUGUCGUAAUAUAUCGGUCAGUAUGGUUGUGAGUGUCUUAAUUAUUACGUGUUUUUUAAAGUUAGCAACAUGCAAUCCAUAUGUAUCAUCAAUAUCGAGUGCCAAGUUGCCCGCAACCACACAUGAAGCUGCCAACGUUUCACCAGGGGAUAUAAACGUGGGUCGGGAUUUGCGACCAAAAUACAGCUAUGGCUACAUCUCACAGGGCACCACGCAACCAGUUGAAGAUACUAAGCCUAGCAAUGCAAAUAAAAGAUCUAUGGGAAUUACACCUCUUAAUAUUAUGCCUACACAGAAUAUGCCGGAUAAGGUUAUUCCAGAUAAUUACGUAAAUUUUAAUGAAGCUAGUCCUUUAAUGAGUGGGCCCAAAACCGUAGAUCUCGACAAUCAUCCCGAAAUAUCAAAAAAACCAAAUGAAGUGUCGAGUACAAAAUAUCAGCAUAAACCAUUUUCAGAAACUUUUAAUAAUUUUCGUGAAAACUUAUUGAAGACCAUGGACUUAGACCUAAAAAGUAAAUCACGAAGUACGAGCCCAUUAAAAAAUGUUAAAACAAAUGAUGCAGCAGCCAUAAAUCUAGAGGCCACAUUUGUAGAGCCCCAGUUAAAAACUUUGACUACACAACCUAUACAACUAACAGAUAGUCUACCUCAGGUUCUGCCUAAUAAUUAUAAUAAUAUGUUAAGUGGCCCACAAAAUGAGAGAACGCUGGGAAAAAACGCUGAGAAUGCUGAGGAAUUUAAAGACUACACUUUUGACGCAGAAAAUAUUCCUGCAAAUAGAGCGCAAGUAUCUAGAGUAUCAUAUAGCAAUAGCAAUCCAUUUUUCCAAAUUUCGAAAGAGAAUAAAUUUGGUAAAUUAAAUCCUAAAGGUCAACAACAGGAAAUAAAAUAUAAUACACCUAAUGUGAAGCAACAAUCUAAAAUGCAACCACUAAAAAUACCACCUUAUAAACCACAAGAAAAUUCUUCUUAUUUUACUACCAUAGUACCAACAAAUCAAAAUCUACUGCCUCCAUACAACGAAGAAAGAAAUUUAACCCAGACACUCAGAAUACCAAAUAAGAAUCAGAUUAAUCCGAUUGAUUCAGAAGCAUUGUAUUCUCAGCUGAUAUCUGAUAAUGAAAAAAUAAGGGCAAAUCAAUUAAAAACUGAUCCUAGAACACUUCAAGUGCCGAUCUCUAGAAUGCCGUAUUACCAAAAUUCAAAAUCGUUAUUAAAACCAAAUAAUGAAUCAUUGCAAGAGAACCCAAUAGUAACAAUGGAUCCUAGUAGUUCAUCUAAAUUAAAUAUGCUUAAUACUUUACCUUAUUAUAGCUUUGCAGAUAAAAUUAUUCCUCUAGCGCAACCAAAUUUUACAAAUCUUAAUUUAGAAGAGAAUAUUUCAGAGGUUUCAAAUCCAGGAAUAAUUUUUAAUUCAUCCACAAAAGAAGAAAAUAUUUCUUAUCCAUUCAGAGCGCCAUAUUAUAAUAACUUUUACCAACCCUAUACAAGAUCAUAUUUUGGUCAACAAUUGUUUCCAAGAAACCAUUCAUCAACAUUAAAUCAACUGGAAAAAGUGGAUCCACAACAUUAUAGUGAAGAGGGAAAUGUCGUCGAAAAGGCUCAUAUAGCUGCUAACCCGCAAGAAAUUAAUUCCGUGGUCACCAGUCCAGACAUUAUCAUUACGACCAAACAAACUUCAAAUAACGAAGAUGAAAAUAUUUUACAAAAUUUCGCACCUCCUUAUAACCUUUAUCGACCUUAUUCAAGAUCAUUUAAUCAGCAAAUCAAACCUGAUAACCAAUCGUUGAAAUAUGAAGAUAAUGCGAGUAAAACAUAUUCAAUGAACAUUCCUGUAGACAGAAAUGUACCCAAAAAAAGCCAAACUAACCCUGAAAUAAUUCCAUCAGAGAGUCCGGAAGUCGUUUAUCAACCUGAAAAUCUACACAACGAUACAGAAAAUGUGUCUAAAUCACUUCAAACCACACCACCGUAUUAUAAUGAAUUUUACCAGCCAUUUUCAAGGGCGCAUAGUCAACAAUUAAUGCCAAGAAACCACUCACCAAAACUAAAUGAACAGGAAAAAGCGGAACCACAAAAUAACAACAAAGAGGGAAUUGUGCUCCAAAUGACUACUAACUUCCAAAAAAAUAACUCUGUGUUCGCUUAUCCAGAAACUAUACUUAGAACCGAACAAACUUCAAACAAUAAAGAUGAAAAUGUUACACAAAAUUCCCCACCACCAUAUUACAAUCGACCUUAUUCAAGAGCAUUUAAUCAACAAAUUAAAUUAGGAAACCAAUCUUUAACAUAUGAAGAACAAACAAGAAAAGCGGAUCCAAUGUUCCUUUUUUCAGAAAGAAACGUGCCACAGUCAACAAAUAAUGUUAGUCCUAAUGCACAAAUAAUUCCAUCAGGGAGUCCGGAAAUCAUUUCUCAACCAGAACAAAAUUUACACAACGAAGAAAAAAAUGAGUCCAAAAUUCUCAAAACACCAUAUAACAAUAAUUUUUAUCAACCGUUUUCGAGAGCAUUUGGUUCACAAUUGCAAUCUAGUGACCACCUAUUAAAAGAAAAGCAAUUUUCAAAUGCGACUUCUAACAACGGCGCAGAAAAAACUGAAACAUCAAACGAACUAAAUAAAAGAACGUAUGAAAAUACAUUGGACCCAAGUUUAAAAACAUCAAACAUAACUAGCGCUCAAAUAUUGCAGGAAGAUCAUAUUUUAGUAAAAACUGAUCAAAUUAGUUUGCCUGAACUAGAUGUAAAAGGGAACUUACAAAACAAAAAUGCUGAAUCCGGUGUGCUGCAAAUGAGUAAACCUCUACAGAAAAGUCUCCCACAGGUUCCUAUUUCAGAAGUAAGUAAAGGCGCACCAAUUAAGAAAGAAAGAAAUGAAUUUCAAGUGUUCAAAGAACCAUAUAAUAAAAACUUAGAUCCGUUUAAUUCUCUAACCAUAAAUCCACAAUCAUCAACUGAAAAUCAGUUAGUAAAAGCAGAACCUGAUAUUAAUGUUAAACAUAAUAUUAUACCUUACAACAUAGACGAAAGUGUUUCCCAAAUGCAGCCAUUAAGUGAAUUUUCUCCUCAUAUUAUACAGCAAAAUCUCACAGAAAGUCCUGAAGACAAUAGUUUGUCCAUAUUACCUACAGUUAAUAAUUAUAAUUUACUUGAUAACAUUAUACAGGAAGGUUUACCUUCUACAGAGCUGUCGAGUCAACUACCUUUCCAAACACAAGAAAACCUUCCGGAGCUUAUUCAACAAAUUGAAUUUUCAGAAAACAUGAGAACUAAAAACGCAAUAGCAACACCGGUUUAUAAUUUAGGAGCCAAAACUAAGUGUACACAGUCAUCUCAUAACGCUAAACUCUUGGAAAACAGAGACCAAAUAUCCAGAGUGUCAUACUUCGACAGAUUAAAUCCGUUUAAUUCAAGAGGAUCAAUUCAACAAGCGGCACCUUACAACCAAAUAAUAAAUGAAAAUAAACAAAUACCUAAACCAAAUCAAAAUAUUCUUUCUCAAAAUACGAACAAUUAUAACAUACCGAAUAAUGAAUUUUCAAAUAAAAAUGAAGCCUUAGGACUACUAUUAAUACCUCAACAACAUAAUAAAAAAUCACUUCCAAUAAAAUAUAUACUUGGUAGUAAUUCAGAUGAUGAAAAAAUGGAUAACGAAGUGACAAAAUCUUUUGGAGCUUUAGAUUCUAAAAACCUAAACCCUUCUUAUAAUGGUGGUAUACCUGGAUACGACUCACAAAACACAAAAGUGCCGUAUUAUAACAGCUUUAAUCCUUUUAUUUCUAAUAAAAUCAAUAAACAAACGUUACCUAGUAGUCAAAGGAUGAAAGUCAAACCAACGGAAAGCUUAGAUCAAGACCUACCGACAAAAGAAUAUGUAAAUAAUGCUUUACAUAAUGAUAAAGGAACAGAAAGUGAUUCCGAAAUAUUGAAAAUUAAUAUUCCUUUACAAUUUCAAGAAAAACCUCAAGAUCCUCCUACAUCUGAUGUAUUUGAUAGUCAAGGAAAGGCGAAAGUAAAGAAUGAAAUUAUUCAAUAUUCUGAUACUCUAGAGCCUACAACACAACAAUAUGCGUUUUCACAAGAUAUUAGAAGAGUUGAAUAUGAAUCACAAGCAAACGGAAUAUCAUGCAAUAAUAGCUCUCAACCGUACAAUGCCAAUGAACUAAAUCAACAACUAUCUUAUGACAAUCAAAAGCAAUACGAGGAUAAUUCUAGUAAAUUAAUAAUAAGAAACCAAAACACAAUGCCAAAGUUGGACAUAAAUAUAAAUAUACCAAACUCUGAAGAUGUUUGCAAAAACAAUCCACUAGAAAUUACUAUAACAGAAAAACCUAACAAAGCCUGCCCAGGAAAAAUAAAUGAUAAUAUUGCACAGAAUAUAAUAAUUGAUAUUAACAAUGGAAAUGAAAAUUUUUGCAAAUGUCUAAACCUUAGCCAAAAAUGCGAUAAAAUCACAAGCAUUGGUGACUUUAUUCCAUGUUUAACAGAAGAGUCAAACGUAACAAAAGAAAACAAUUGCACAAAAACCACUGUUGAAAGUUCGGAAUUUAAAGAAAUUGUUCCUAGCAUCGAUCUUAAUAAUUUUUCAUCAUACUUAGCAGAUACAAUUUUGUCAGCUGUACAGUCAUUUUUAGUACAACCAAAUUGUUCAAGUCUCAAUAAUAUCGUUGCGAAAAAUAAUUUUGACAUUGUUAAUAUUAAAAAUUCAGUUUGUAAUUGCUCCCAGAUCAAAAUUCCAUUACAAAAUAUAUUAGAGCCAGUAAAUAAUACAAAUGAAUCUGCAGUUCCAUUAUUAAAUAUCAAAGAAGAAAGCAACCAUAGUGCAAUAAAAUACCAGUGCCCAGGAACAUUACAGAAAGAUGAGGUAAAAACCGAUACACUACUUAAGGCGACUCCCUGUUUGGAGCCAAAUCUUGCCUCACAAGAAGAACAAUCAAAUAAAGCAAGUGAGAUAUUAUGUCCUGCUUUGAAUAAAACAAUCGUUAAUAAUGUUACUGGAAUUCAAUAUAACAAAACAGAACCGAAUGGGAUGACUAAGGAUUCAUGUAUAUGUACAAAUAAAACACUCCAAAUCCCACCACAUAUUGAUAACAACCCAUAUUCAGAUAGAUCAAAUGCAGAUGGUAAUGUAUUAGAAACUGAUAGUAAAACUCAUAUAAUAUGUACUUCAACGAAUAAAACACGCCAAGUUCUACAAAACGAUAAUGAAAACCCACCUAAUGUCAAUACUAAUGAAAUCACGACGUCACAUCAAAGUCCUCAAGUUUUACUACCAUAUUACUAUUAUGUAGAUCACACAAACGUGACAUCAAGUGAUACAGAACCCAUACCUAAGCCCAUCAGUCGGCCAAGCAAUACUUCAGAAGAAGAAAAAAGUGUUGUAAUAUGUCAGGAAAACGAUACCGAAACUAUACCAACAGUAAUUUACGAUAAACCUGAAGAAGUGGAAAAGACAUACCAUGGCCCCAAGCCAUGUUUAUCAAAAAUAACUGUUAAUAUUAUGCCCAUCGUAGAUAAAAGUAACCACGAUAUUCUUGUUUUUAUUUAAAGCAGGUGUUAAU
Messenger RNA from Aricia agestis (brown argus), 5615 nucleotides. RefSeq lists its product as uncharacterized. The coding region runs from base 77 to 5602 and encodes 1841 amino acids. NCBI's taxonomy places the organism in Eukaryota, Metazoa, Arthropoda, Insecta, Lepidoptera, Lycaenidae. The transcript has 2 exons. The record is from RefSeq and is a predicted model, not a curated record.